This is a messenger RNA of Nelumbo nucifera (sacred lotus), 1154 nucleotides long. RefSeq names its product glucose-induced degradation-like protein. The record is from RefSeq and is a predicted model, not a curated record. Gene Ontology annotation, biological process: negative regulation of gluconeogenesis; protein targeting to vacuole; proteasome-mediated ubiquitin-dependent protein catabolic process. Gene Ontology annotation, cellular component: GID complex. Lineage: Eukaryota; Viridiplantae; Streptophyta; Magnoliopsida; Proteales; Nelumbonaceae.
GAAGUCUAACCGGAUGAACCGGUUAGUUAUGCCGAGGGCAGCGGGUUUCUCUCCUUCUCGAGCCGAUCUUUAUUUUACCGGCUCAGCCGGUAUUUACGCGGUCAACUUCCCAGUGAGUCUUGGGCCGCUUGCAGAAGGAAUAGCAGAAAAAUCCGGUUGCCGUGCUGGAAAGCCGGAGACGGUUCGGAAUCCGUUCAGACCGCCUGGAGAACGCCGUCUUUCGGUUGAACCGGUGUCUUCAUCGAGGUUUUCAGAGCUUGCUUUUAUUUCUUUUGUUGCCCCUGAGAAGACAAAGAGGAAGACGUCGACUGACUGGGUUACUCUGAUUGGUGAGAUCCGAUUGAUCUGCGGAAUGCCUGUGAGAGUGGUGGAAAGUUCGGCACCUUCGCAAGUUUCAGGUGCGAGUUCUGGGCAUGUUCUCCCUCCAGCUUGUACACUUCUGAGCGCAGGACAGGCUUUUUCUGGGACUCAAAAUGUUUCUAAUCUACAAAAAGAUGAAGCAUGGAGGGUUAAUGUGCGAAUCCAAGGUUGUGACCUUGAUCAUGGUUAUCUAUGUGGCACUAUGGAGGCCCUUAAUGUUCCUUUAGCAGAGACACCAGUAGUAACAUUCUGGGAGGGAGAAAUUGUUGAUACCAAGAACUAUACUUUCUUCACUGGCAAGUGGGAAGCAACGCCAGAGCAUGAUGUACGGCACUGGUCCAAGUUUCCAUCAUUCUCUCCUCUUUUGAGUCAAGUAGAGAUUGAUGGUGGUAAAUCUUUGGACCUCAGCAGCUACCCAUAUAUAUUUAUGAGAUGGAAAGAACAGUACUUUGUGAAUGUUGGAAUCGAUUGUGGCUUGACUAUUGCUGGAUUUUACUAUGUGUGCUUCUCUUGUAGUGAUGGCUCUAUCAGUGGCUUCUAUUAUGACCCUAACAGCAGCCCAUUUCAGAAGCUUGAGCUGAAAUCCACAAAUGAAGGAAGAUCAGGUUUCAGCUUCUCAUCAUAUCAGUUACAAUAGAAUGUUUUCAUUCGGUUUCAUGUUGGUAAUAAGAGUUUUAGCUAUUAUUUUAAGAUGCUGUAUUCUUAUGAAAUAUAAGAAAACUUAUAGAACAAUGAAAUUUACAAGCAUAAGAUUUCACUAUUGUGAUUAUAGAAUUACGCCAUGAUUAUUGUGA